AUGUCAACAAUGAGAGCCAUCGAUAUCAAAAACGGCACCGGCCCAGCCAGUUCACUUUUUCUCAAUACAAACAUCCCAAAACCACGCCCAGGAUUGUCCCAAGCCCUCGUCAAGAUCCACUCCUUUGGCCUCAACCGCAUGGACUUGAUGCAACGAGAAGGGAAAUACAACGUUCCUCCUCAAGCAGGCAAGACUCUAGGUGUUGAGUUCUCUGGAUGGAUUGUUGAGUUGGGGGAUGGAGAGACAGGAGAUUUCGUUGUUGGUGAUGAGGUGUUUGGACUCGCUUAUGGGGGAGCAUAUGCGGAGUACUUGGCAACGUCAACAAAGAUGCUUAUCCAUAAGCCGAAAGAAAUAUCCUGGACAGUAGCAGCUGGUAUUCCAGAAACAUGGAUAACAGCAACCCAAGCCCUCCACCUAGUCGGCUGCUUCAAGCCAGGCGACAACGUCCUCUGGCACGCCGGCGCAUCAUCCGUCUCCAUCGCCGGCAUCCAGCUCGCUCGAGCCAACGGCGCAAGCAAGAUCUUCGUCACCGCCGGCUCAGACGAGAAAGUCGAGUUCUGCAAGACCCUCGGCGCGACAGCUGGGUUCAACUACCACACCCAGAACUGGGUGAGUGGUAUUAAGGCCGCUACGGACGGGCAUGGCGUGGAUGUGAUUGUGGAUUUCAUCGGUGGGAGUUACUCGCAGGGGAAUCUCGAGGUUGCAGCUAUGGAUGGACGGAUCGUGCAACUUGCUAGUCUUGGGGGGUCGAAGUUGGGUGCUGGGCUGGAUAUUGGAUUGCUUGAGAAUAAGAGGUUGAGAUGGGAGGGGAGUAGAUUGCGGAGUCGGGGGCUGGAUUACCAGAGUCGGUUGAGGGAUUUGCUGGUUGAGUUUGCGGUGCCGAGGUUUGUGGAUGGGACUUUUCAGGUGCCGGUUGAGAAGGUGUUUUCUUGGAGGGAUAUCCAGGAGGCGCAUGAGUUGAUGGAGAGUAAUCAGUCGAAGGGGAAGAUUAUCUGUUCUGUAGAAUAG
Messenger RNA from Cadophora gregata, 1008 nucleotides. RefSeq lists its product as uncharacterized. Gene Ontology annotation, molecular function: oxidoreductase activity. Lineage: Eukaryota; Fungi; Ascomycota; Leotiomycetes; Helotiales; Ploettnerulaceae. Bases 1 to 1008 code for a protein of 335 amino acids. The record is from RefSeq and is a predicted model, not a curated record. The transcript has 4 exons.